UUUCAAGAGAGGUGAUCAAGCCGCCGGAAUGCCGACGCUGCUCCAGCUUGCUUCGAAGGCAGAGAUUGAAUUCCACGCCUUGACCCGGUCCAAGGAACCGCUUCGUCAAUUGAAGCAAUUGCACGAAGACCUGCUGACUCAAUGCGACAAGGACCAGGUGUUCAACUUGCUGGAAGUGGCGACGCAAAAGCUAGUCGAAAAGCUGUCAUGGGCUCUCCACAAUGACAACAGCAUGACUCCAGCCAGCGUUGGAAUUCCUGAGCUGCUCGACUUGUGCAUUGCAGGCGCGACGGACAACAUCCUGCUUAACCAUGCGCCGUACAAGAUCCUCGAGGACCUCAUGGACGGCCAAACGAUUGUAACUUGUGAAAAGCUAUGGGAAUUGCUUGAAACGCGCAAGGGGCAAUUGACUGCGGCAAACUUCAUCCCUCCGUACGACGGCAAAUCUGCCAAGACUACCAAAGCGUCACUUUGUCUCCUUCGGCUCUCCAACACACUCCUGCGCCGCCUGUCUAAGACACACAACACUGUCUUUUGCGGCCGCAUUCUGACCUUUCUCUCCUUCGCAUUCGCUCUAUCGGAACGCUCUGCGUUGAACGUCACAGGUCGGUCCAACGUGAGCAACGUGACAGUAUUUGAAGAUGAAAUUACUUUCCUGGAAAACACGCCAAGCGACGACACGAGCGACGGCGCCAAGGCAGCAGAUUACGCCUUGUAUAAGACGUUCUGGGCAAUCCAGCGGUAUUUUCGCCAGCCGAAUUUGGCGACCGAGCGGGACACGGAGUGGGCGACUUUUACGACCGAGCUGAAUGCGGUGCUCGGCGCAUUUGAAAGCCAUUCGUUCAGCCCGAAAGACCUCGAUCCUACUCGCGACGAUAAUGCAGUGUCCGUGGGCAAGGACGAGAACGGGCCGUCCGGGUUCUUCCAGACAAAGUACUUGACGAACAGCCGCCUCUUUCACUUGCAACUGCGCGAUCCUGUCCUGCGGGAGUGCAUGCUGACGCAGUUUCUUAUCUUUUUCCGCCACCUGGAAACCACCAAACUCCCGCCGACAGCGACGGUGAGCCAAGUGAAGGCGUUGACGUCCCGCGUGUUGAGUUUGCUCAAGAAGACCCCGUCCGACGGCAAACGAUUCAGUGAAAUGCUUGUCCAAGUGCUCGAUCGAGAAAACAACUGGACGCAGUGGAAGCAGGACAAGUGCAAGCCGUACGAGCGGUUCCCAGACGACCAAGCGCCGGUGGAACCGUCCGCUGCACCCGUGGAACCGCCCGUGAAGAAGCGCAAACAGUCGAUGACGGAUCCGCUGUUGGAGUCACUUGUUCACGAAGACACCGAGUCACUGCUGUCAAAGAUCCAAGGCCCAAGUCGAAAAACGGAAGUGCCAGUCGAAGAGUUUGUCCAGCGAUUUGAAGAAGCCCGCGACCCGGAAAACGGCAUCGAGCGAGAGUACUGGCCCGACAAUGACAAGAUGGUGUGCUGGCGCACCAUGCGCGGGUGCAUGCGCACAAAGCUCAACUUCAUGGACAAAAUCAUUCAAGGCACGGGAACCAUGGUUGAAGCCAUCUUAGGGGUGCACCAAGGUGAUGUGAUUCCUGCCAGCUCGCCGGCGCCGUCGAAUUCAGACGAACCAGCCACUGCCCCUGCGAGUCCUGUUGAAGCCCCGGACACUGUGGACGAGCCCGCCAAGGAGUCCCCCGAGGGUGAAGAGGAAACCGAAUAAGUCGAACGUAAAUUAAACUCAGCUUUCGCGACAUCAAGUUGUUUGUGAUAUCGAUAGCGUUGGCGGACAAAAGGAUGGAAAAAUAAGUUAAGGUUCGCGCGAGCGACUAGAGAUGAUGCGAAAUCGAGGGGACUGAACCGUACCGAUGCAUUGAAAUGGCGCGGCCGAGUCCCGCUCGCAGGUAAAGAAAACGACCUCAAUGCAGUGGGUCAUGGUUUUGUGAAGGGUGGCGCCGUGGAACCCAUAGUGCCACGACAGGGAUCGGCCGGAUGGCCGAAUCUCGAACAGCAUUGGGCUCACGCACUUGGUCUGGAACCAAAUCGCCUUGGGAUUCUCCUUAGACCGGAGCUCUCGGUAGAUGCUGGCUUGAGGAACUACCAUCCCGGGCGAGU
This is a messenger RNA of Aphanomyces invadans, 2112 nucleotides long. RefSeq lists its product as hypothetical. Gene Ontology annotation, biological process: mRNA export from nucleus; regulation of DNA-templated transcription elongation. Lineage: Eukaryota; Oomycota; Saprolegniomycetes; Saprolegniales; Verrucalvaceae. The record is from RefSeq and is a predicted model, not a curated record. Gene Ontology annotation, cellular component: THO complex part of transcription export complex. The transcript has 11 exons. Bases 29 to 1720 code for a protein of 563 amino acids.